Molecule: messenger RNA, 430 nt
Organism: Strongylocentrotus purpuratus (purple sea urchin)
Lineage: Eukaryota; Metazoa; Echinodermata; Echinoidea; Camarodonta; Strongylocentrotidae
Product: coagulation factor IX-like
Exons: 2
Coding region: 2-430 (142 amino acids)
Biological process (GO): proteolysis
Molecular function (GO): serine-type endopeptidase activity
Source: RefSeq, a predicted model, not a curated record
UAUGAAUGACGGAUCUGUAUACUCUGCCUUGAUGGGCACAGCUGACAUCAUCGAUGUCGAUCCCAACACUGUUCAACACGAGGAGGCUGAUGAGAUCUACCUCCAUCCGAACUACCAUCGAGAACAUACUGAUUGGGACAUCGCACUCAUUCAUCUCCGUAGACCCAUGAAUCUUACGAACUACGUCACGACCGCGUGUUUGCCCACCAGGGAUAUGAGAGAUGCUUUCUAUCCUGGGAUAGCCGUUACGAUGUCAGGAUGGGGUACUCUCUUCCAAGGAGGUCGACAAACUCAGUUACUACGUGAAGUGACCGUACCUCUGGUAAACCACACACUAUGUCAAGAAGAAUACUAUCCAUUCAAUAUCAGUGAUAAUAUGAUCUGUACAGGACCUAAGGAAGGUGGCAAAGAUUCAUGUCAGGUACAUUAA